GAUUCUUGCUGGCUCCUCUCUCCCCUCCUACUUCUCCUCCCUCCUCUUUCCUCUCUCUCCUCUUGAUCAUGUUCUCUCUCCUCAAUUCCCUUAAACCCUACCUCCAACCUCCCUUCUCUAAAUUUCCAUACAAUCAUUAAAAAACCAAUCACUCCUAAAUAUAGCCCAAUCCCGCCCUCCUCUGUUCCCAAAUUCAUUAUUCCUCUCCAAUUCCCUAUAUGCUCUAACAUCAGAAAACAAGAAAAAAAAGAAAGAAGAAGCACAACCCAACAUGACUCCCCAAUUCCCAAUCCUAUUUCUUCUUUCAUUUUCGAAUUUCCUAUGUUUUUCGGCCUCCGAAACAACGAUAUACGAGGCCCUUAAAUCCCACGGCCUGCCCAUGGGGUUGCUCCCAAAAGGCAUCCAGGACUACCAAUUGGACAAUUCAGGAAAUUUCACGGUUUUCUUGGACAGAGAAUGCAAUGCCAAAUUCGAGAACGAAUUGCAUUACGACCGGAACGUUUCGGGCACGCUGUCUUACGGUCAGAUCGCCAAUCUGACCGGGGUUUCGGCCCAGGAUUUGUUCCUCUGGUUCCCCGUCAAGGGAAUUCGGGUGGAUGUGCCAAGCUCCGGGUUGAUAUAUUUUGAUGUGGGUGUUGUUUUUAAGCAAUUCUCUGUCUCUCUGUUUGAAACACCAAGGGAAUGUUUGGCUGUGCAGCCCCCUGAAGCUGUCCCUAAGAGUCACUAUGGCAAGCUAAGAUAUCGACGUGAUCCGGGCGAUUUCGGGAGGGGUAUUUUAUAGGGAUGAGAAUCGCCGCAGCAGCAAAAAGAUUCAAAUCACUCAGUUUGCUCAAUCACUACGUGAGAGUUCUUCCGAUUCGCUGUUCGUAAACGUAUUUCUGCAGAGAAAGAGUCCGGUAGAAGGUCAUAUGCUUCAUUUCAGUGUGCUUUCUUUCUUUCGUUUUUUUUUUUUUCCGUAUAGCGCAGAGUCUGCAAAUUUGUGAUGCCUACAGCUCCUACCAACAUAACACGGUUGUUCCCGGACACCUGAGUUAUAAAAAAUACAUAACACUGUGGUACAUUACUACAUUGGAGAAGCUAUAGAAGUCGCUGGAUUGUUUGGUAUAGAGAAGAGAAGAACGAGGCAGAGGACGUCGGAAACUAAGGCGAUUCAGGUGAUAAAAUCUGGAAAAAGUUUGCUUUGUCUAUUGAGAUUUCUUAUGAAUACGAAAAAAUAAACAUGCACGGUUUGCUGGAUCGAGCCUCGUUUUGAUAGUACAAACCAUCUAUUGAAGAGACGCGUAAGCUAGCCCGGAAACCAGAAACACCUAUUGAAGAAAUAUACAUGCAUCUGUUAUGGGAAAACAAGAAAGAAACAAUGGAGUUACUACUGCUAUUUGUUUGCCCACAGCUGUUAUCUUAUCCUCGGAUUAUCUUAUCCAUUCAUGGCCUUCAAUUUCAAA
Rhododendron vialii is the source of this 1442-nucleotide messenger RNA. RefSeq lists its product as uncharacterized. The transcript has 2 exons. NCBI's taxonomy places the organism in Eukaryota, Viridiplantae, Streptophyta, Magnoliopsida, Ericales, Ericaceae. The coding region runs from base 272 to 781 and encodes 169 amino acids. The record is from RefSeq and is a predicted model, not a curated record.